AUUCAACGCUUCGGAGCCCCUGUGGGGCUCAGCGCUUUCGUGGGUCGAUGUUGCUAUACCACCCGAGGAAGCACCAAUGGACGUGCACUCGACAAGCACUCUCCUGCGCCGUACUUACUACCUGCCACGAACAGGUCAUCUGCCUUAGUCAGGUUCGCCGCUCUCCGAGAUGUAUCUCGACCACGUCGUGGAUUGCCAAACUAUAUAACGGGCAUUGUAACGAGAUCGUGCUCCAUCGACAAUCUACACACCCUCCCGUCCUCUCACGCCAGCCAUGUCAAUCCCAGCGCAGCAGAAAGCUCUAGUUCUCGAAGCCAAAUUCGGGAAGUUUGCCGUGCAAACGACGGACGUCCCGCGCCCCGGUCCCGGUGACCUGCUGGUGAAGAUCGAGGCCACAGCGCUCAAUCCGGCGGACUGGAAAAUACAGACAUAUGGCGCGCUCAUCAAUGCGUACCCUGCAGUCCUAGGAACCGAUGGGUCCGGCAUCGUGAUCGCGGUCGGUGAGAAGGUCUCAUCGGAGGCAUUCGCCGUCGGGGACCGCGUCACUUUCCAAGGCGAUAUUGACAUGGAGAAGCAGACGAUGCGUGGUACAUAUGCCCAGUACCUCACCCUCCCCCACGAGUUCGUUGCAAAGUUUCCGGACAACUUGUCUUUCGACGAAGCAGCCACUGUUUCGAGCGGUGUCGCGACGGCCGCCUUGCCGCUGUACAAUCAUGUCGAAGGAGCAGACUCGGUCAAGCUCUUCCCUCCUUGGAAGGAGGGCGGAAGGGGGAAAUACGCGGGGAAAUCGUUCCUCGUCGUCGGUGGGGCCACAUCCAUGGGACAGUUCGCUAUUCAGUUUGCUCGCCUGUCUGGUUUCUCCCCCAUCGUGGCAACCGCCUCCGUCCACCAUUCCGCGUUCCUCAAAACUCUGGGAGCGACACAAGUCGUGGAUCGCAAACUCGCAGCCGGAGAGCUCCAGGCCGAGUUCGCCAAGAUUGCGAGCGGGCCGUUUGACGUUGUCUAUGACGCUGUUUCCGUCGCGGACACCCUCCAUCUCUCCCUGGCUGCCACUGCCCCCGGCGGCCACCUCGUUGUCGUCCUUUCCCCUGCGGAGACGGCUGAAGAGGCUAGAAAGCAAGGGAAGAACGUGCACUUUGCGCAGGGUCUGUUUAUGCAACCAAUCAACCGAGAGGUGUCUGGGCCGCUGCUCUCGAGCCUUCCGAAGUUGCUUGAAACCGGCGACAUCAAGCCCAACAGGGUUGAAGUCCUCUCUGGCGGACUGAACGGGGUCGUUGGUGGUUUGGAGCGGCUGAAGGCUAACCAAGUUAGUGGUGUGAAGCUCGUCGUUCACCCGCAAGAGACAGCCUGAAUAGUGUGAGACGGAGGAAUACUUCUAUUCCCAUGGCUCCUCAGUCUGAGCAAAGUGUCGUUUGGACCGUGUAUCUACCUGGAGUUUGUCUUGGUUCAUUUCGAAUCACGGUCCGGAGGAUCAUCAGAAAUGUCAACCUCUCAGACG
Molecule: messenger RNA, 1498 nt
Organism: Dichomitus squalens LYAD-421 SS1
Lineage: Eukaryota; Fungi; Basidiomycota; Agaricomycetes; Polyporales; Polyporaceae
Product: GroES-like protein
Exons: 6
Coding region: 275-1351 (358 amino acids)
Molecular function (GO): oxidoreductase activity, acting on NAD(P)H
Source: RefSeq, a predicted model, not a curated record